GCUGUCACCACAUCUUGUGGCAGAGAAUUCCACACCUGCCAACUGGUCAUCUCUCUUGCCACCUACCCAUUUUAAAUCAUUCCUAGGUGAGAAUUGGCUGCUUAGCCAGUGGUCCUUGUGCUGCUUUUAUCCUCCAACCAAGAAGGGACAGACUGCACCUAUAAUAUAAAGUGGUACAAUCAGGAUUCUACUACCUCACAUUUUCUUGCAUAUGUAGACCAGGCCCAAGUUCCACUAAUUUCAGUGCAACCUUUAAGCAAAUAUGCAGAAAUCCUCCAACUCACAAUAUCCUGUGAAAUCCUUCAAAUAACAUGGUGAAGGCUGCAGUUGCAUUUUGGAAGUACCUUGAGGAUUCUGCUGGUAUGUUGACCUGAGUCCUUCUAUUGAAGAUGAAGCAGGAAGGUUCCCGAAGUGCAGCCUACACUGUGGAAUGUGAGGAUUAUGUGCAUGUGGUGGAGUUCAACCCAUUCGAGAGUGGGACUGCUGACUCACUCAUUGCAUAUGGUGGCAAUAAUUUUGUGGUUGUUGGGGCCUGCCGCUUCCUGGAGGAGGACACAGACUUGAAAGAAAUACAGUACAAUACUCUGAGGACAUUUCAACAUGGGAUUAGAGUUGAUGCCAUUGCGUGGAGUCCAGAAACUAAACUUGAUGCUCUGCCUCCUCAGAUACGAUUUUGCACUGCAGCCGCUGAUAGGAAAUUAAGGUUAUUCACAUCAGAUCUUCAAGCUAAGAAUGAAUUUCAGAUCUUUGAAGGCCACUCAGAUUAUAUAAAUGACCUAGUAUUUGCACCUAAGGAAGGUCAAGAAAUUGCAAGUGUAAGUGAUGACCACACCUGUAGGGUCUGGGACCUGGAUGGAAACUUGAGGGCUUGUUUUGUUCUGCGUUCUCCUGGAAUGAGUGUGGGCUGGCAUCCUGAAGAUGUAUUCAAGUUGAUGGUUGCAGAGAAGAAUGGAACCAUACGGUUCUAUGAUCUUGUGACCCAGCAGGCCAUUUUGUCUCUCACAACUGAUCAAACACCACUGAUGUCAGCUCACUGGUGCUUAAAAAAUACUUUUAGAGUUGGAGCAGUUGCUGGAAAUGACUGGUUUAUCUGGAACAUAACUCGAUCUAGUUAUCCUUUGGAAAAGAGACCUGUUCAUGCAGAUAGAGCAAGAUUGUUCAGGUGGUCCAGAGUCAAUGAAGACUUGUUUGCUACUACUGGCUAUCCAGGCAAAAUGACCAGUCAGCUCCUAGUUCAUCAUUUAGGACAUCCUCAGCCCAUCCUUAUUGGUUCUGCACCUGUGGGAUCUGGCUUGACCUGGCAUAGGACCCUUCCGUUAUGCGCUAUGGGUGGAGAUCAUAAACUCUUUUUCUGGGUGACCGAAAUGUAAACAUUUGUACAUGGUUAAUGUCUUGGCAAGGAAUAGUUCAUCAGAAGAAAUUUCAUUUAUUUUAGAUCACUGUUUACUAGCCAAAUUAUACAGGUUCUAAAUGACCAAUGCUAAAUACAAGGAACAAAGCACAUUGGCUGGUAUGUUUGUUUUAAUCGCAGAUGCAAUCAGCUCUAUUAAAGCAGGCUGUUCCCCCCCCAAAAGACCAUUUUGUAAUAAAAGGUUAUGUGUAUUUAUUUUUCUCA
Messenger RNA from Hemicordylus capensis (graceful crag lizard), 1615 nucleotides. It is a transcript of the gene NUP37, whose product is annotated as nucleoporin 37. Gene Ontology annotation, molecular function: protein binding. Bases 390 to 1370 code for a protein of 326 amino acids. The record is from RefSeq and is a predicted model, not a curated record. The transcript has 10 exons. Lineage: Eukaryota; Metazoa; Chordata; Lepidosauria; Squamata; Cordylidae. Gene Ontology annotation, cellular component: nuclear pore outer ring.